GAUAGUGACGUGCAUAGUGAGCAGGAUGUUCAGUUUUCACAAACCAAAGGUGUAUCGAUCUAGUACAGGCUGCUGCAUUUGCAAAGCCAAAUCUAGCAGUUCGAGAUUCACAGAUAGUAAAAAGUAUGAGGAUGACUUUAUGCUAUGUUUUCAACUUGAUGAGAGGCGCAGCGGAGAGAUAUGUAAUGCAUGUGUACUUCUAGUAAAAAGAUUUAAGAAGCUGCCUCCGGGAAACGAUCGCAACUGGAGACAUGUUGUGGAUGCCCGUGCUGGUCCUGGAAUUAAGUCGCUAACAAAAUUUAAGGCAAAAAAUAAAAGGAAACUUAAAGAUAAACCUGACAAAUUUGCUAAGAAGAAACAUGUCUAUGUAAAAACAGAAGCAGAUCGGGAACAAAGCCCAUCGAUAAGCGAUGAUUUGAACGAAGAUUAUAGAUUGGCAGACAGUAAAGCUUCGAGCAGAUCGGACAGUAUUUCGGACGACGACGAUGACAUUGGCGCUAACGAAAAACAAUUAGAUCUCGUUCAAGAUCAGGAUGUGAAUAAAGACGAUAUUAAUUUCUUAGAUUUAUCUUAUUACAAAAGAGAAAUUAUUUGCUGUGGCAGCAUUUUCAGAGGCGUCAAUGGUGAGGUCAUAAUGUAUCCAUCUCGCCUGAAACCUUGCAUAAACAUUGCCAGACGACAGCUUAUUACUUCUUUAACAGUCGCCAGUCCCACUCACAGUUCUGCGUCCACCAGCCCUGUCCAUGGUGUUGAAUCGCCAUCGUCAAGUCCAGAUACAAGUUCAAAACAAACGAAGACCGAUAGUGACUCUUCGUCCGAUUCCGGUUACGACGAAUCCUCUAAUCAGGGUGAGAGCAAAAUAGCGAAGAAUGUUCAAGUUCAGGCAGAUGUGAAAAUGAUAGAGAAAGCUGUAACACCUAUAGAACUUGAUCAGUUAUCAAGUUGCAAAACCUUACAAUCUGUCAACAACGUGAUUAAUCAGUCACUUCAGUCGGUCUCCAAUUAAUGUCGGCCCUUUAUAGAGGGUUAAUUUAUUCCUUUACUUAUGAAGACACAUACACACACACACGUAUACAGGGUGUCUGUUAGAUAAUUUUUUAAUCACAGUUUUCAACAAAACUUUUAAUCUGGAAAAUUUUACUUUGGCACUAACUUCAAAGUUUUUAGUUCUAUGAUACAUGAAGUAGAUUUUUGACAUCUGAUUCUUGCAGUUUACUUUACUACCUUCGAGUUAUUUUCUUAAAUCUUGAAAUAUCCUUUGAAUUUCAAUUUAGAGACGACUUCCUCAUGGAGAAUAUUCGAAUUUUAAUUCUAUAAUAGGCUUUGAAAAUCCUACUUUACUUAUAUUUAAAUUAUUUUUCAUUAUGUUACUUUGCAUUGUUAAUACAUGAGGAUAAUUAAAUAAUAAUAAUACAAAAAAAGUUACUUUAGAAAAGAACUUUUUUCAGGAUUUUCAGGAUUUAAGGGAGAUGUUUUGUAUGUUUAAUCAAUUCCAAUACAUAAAAGGAAUACUUAGCAAUGAUGAAAAAUUUAUCUCGAAAGUGAGACUGUUUUUAAGUUGUGUUCAAAACAUGUCCCUAGAAAUCUAUACAAUUUUUUUUACCGAAAACAUUUUUUUCUAAAAUUAAUACAUCUCAUACCAAAUACAGUAAUUUGUUGCAGUAUAAACGCGUCACCCUGUAUGACUAUAAGCUGAAGUUAAUUAAGUAUAUACUAUCUCCGGGCAGCCAAUUGGUUCUGAAAGAAUUUCAAACCUUCGCUUUGGAGGUUUAAAUGCCAUUUGGAUGCAAUUUAUUGUGCUAAGGAUAAUUAUAAUUAAUUACAGCGAUGAAUGGACGUAAACCGCCAUUUCUCGAGACGAUAAUUUUUAAGUCUUAUAUUAAGCAAUAUAAACACAUCAAAGUUCUGUGAUGAUAUUGUAAAGUAAGAGACGCUCAGAAUUCUUAUGCCGAACUGCGAUCCGAGCUGGCGGUUUACGUACUCGCUUUUUUAACACGUCAAGUGCCACCGCUUAAGGGGAGAAACAUACGUAGGGUGUGCUGAGACAACCAAAGAUAAUGUCACGAUAAAAAAAAUCAUGAUAAAGCAAUGAAACGUUAAUAUUUACAAAAUUUUCUCAUUUAAAAUUGAAUAUUAAGUUGUUAAAAUGUCGACAUUAGAAAGUUUCACGGAACAUUCCCUUAUAAAUUUUUAAAGCUUAUUUUCUUAGAUUUAAUUCUUUUAAUAUUCUUAGAUUUCAAGGUUUUUGAAUUCCUCGCAUUUAAUAAAGAUGCGAUUAUUCUGAGAACAGUUGAAAAAAAUAUUGGACUUUUUCCUCUUUUUUUUUUUUGUUUCUUUAAACUAAAAUUCGAUAGAAAAACGAAAUUUCAUGUGUAACGAUUUAGUAAUUGACUCAAUUGUGAAGAUAUAUUGUGUAAAAAAUUGGAAUUUUAACGCUUUUGUCGAGAGAAAACUAAAUUGACAAACAAAACAUUUUUUUGAAAGAAUAUCUGAUGGUUGUUGCGGGAUACCUCGUAAAAGUUCCAAGCUGCCAAUCGAUCCUCGUCUGGGUUCAAAAAAGAAAGAGAAGGAAACGGGGGAAAAAGCGGAGAUUUCUUGUAUUUCCUUCCAGAUCAUGAUGCUCCAUGACGUAAACUAAUUGUUAGCGGUCAUCUCGACGACCCAGAUCGAUAGCAAUAAAUAAAUGCAAACAAUUGUAUAGCGAAGCGAUUGAUAAAGUCUGUUUUUAGUCUAUAUUGAGACAGUAUUAAUAGAAAAAUGAAAGAUCUAGAUAGAAGAAUUGAAAGUGGCAAUCAGAUUGGCAAACUGGACCAGCGAAUCUUUGUUUGAUAAAUAAUUUUAGAGAAUAUGAUACUUAUAUACAGAAACAUUUCUAUGGAAAUAAGAAAAGACGAAGAGAAGAAUAAAUAAGUAAAAACUGUUAGUUCCUAGUUAACAAAGAAGAGAUGGGCAUGCUUCGAUCACACGUUUAGCGCAAAAUUUGUUCAAUUCUCAUUUUAUAUAGGACUUUCACUGUUUUUGCAUUGUCAAUGGAUCAAUUUGGAGUUGAUUUUUCUAUAACGGAAACGAAGAACCGACUCUAAAUCAAUUGUAAAAUUUAUAAAUUAAGAAUGUUUGAGCUCAUAUAAAAAUCGAGGGAUACAUUUUUAUUGGACAGAGAAAGGAAAAUAAUCGGAAAUGGUUGUUUGACAUAAAUUGGUUAAUCAUUUUCGACUGUUCUCUUUAGCGCUAAACACGAAGGAAAAACGGGCUAAAAAGAUGUACAAGCCGAGUACCUGCUGAAAACAAGCCGCAACUGUGGGGUUGUUUUCAGAAUUUUUUUCUAUUUUUAUUACACGCACAAAAAGAAAGGAGGACCGACUAUUUGAUGAAAAUCGUGUACGAUUCGAAAAAAAAAGAUCGACAUAAGAUCUGCUAAAGACAGGAUUUAUAUAUCCGUGGAACCGAUAAUUUAUGGGGAUUAAUUAAGCCGAAAAUUGGUCCGAAAAUUCGUGGAAUUAACAAUUUUUUAACAUACGUAAAAAUUUUAUUUUACUUAAUUAAUUUUUUAAAAUAUGCAAAACAUCACAUAUUCGGUGAUGUAAAAUACUUAAGGGGAUGCUGGAGCCGUCUGUAUAACCGACAAAAUUACCAUUUUCUAUGUUAUCGACUAUAUCUGUC
This is a messenger RNA of Temnothorax curvispinosus, 3660 nucleotides long. RefSeq names its product SIN3-HDAC complex-associated factor-like. The record is from RefSeq and is a predicted model, not a curated record. Gene Ontology annotation, biological process: negative regulation of cell migration. The transcript is spliced from 5 exons. The coding region runs from base 26 to 1006 and encodes 326 amino acids. NCBI's taxonomy places the organism in Eukaryota, Metazoa, Arthropoda, Insecta, Hymenoptera, Formicidae.